Ahaetulla prasina is the source of this 1211-nucleotide messenger RNA. Its product is annotated as DNA-directed RNA polymerases I, II, and III subunit RPABC5. The record is from RefSeq and is a predicted model, not a curated record. The transcript has 3 exons. Gene Ontology annotation, molecular function: DNA-directed RNA polymerase activity; DNA binding; zinc ion binding. Gene Ontology annotation, biological process: tRNA transcription by RNA polymerase III; transcription by RNA polymerase I; transcription by RNA polymerase II. NCBI's taxonomy places the organism in Eukaryota, Metazoa, Chordata, Lepidosauria, Squamata, Colubridae. Gene Ontology annotation, cellular component: RNA polymerase II, core complex; RNA polymerase III complex; RNA polymerase I complex. The coding region runs from base 781 to 1053 and encodes 90 amino acids.
AAGGGAAAGGGAAACGGAAGGAGAAAAAGAAACAAGGAAGGAAGGAAGGAAGGAGAGAGAGAGAGAAAGAAUGAAACAAAAAGAAAGAAAAAACCAGAAGAAGGAAGGGGAUCUCAUGUGGCUUAAUGAACGUCAUACCUAUUUGGGAUUAAUUGCCUCCAAUAAAUUCCAUAUUAGAAUUGUAAUUCUUAGAACUGCAAGCCAGCAUAACUGAAGAGUGGGAAUGUUGGGGUAUGUUAUCCCCAUAUCUUGAAGCAGCCUAUCAAGCCCUGUUUCUCGAACUUGGCAACUUUAAGAUGCGAGGAUUUCAACUCCCAGAAUUCCCUAACCAGCACUCAUCUAUUUUUCAAAACCUCUCCUGUCCCAAGUAAGCUACCUGUACAAUAGUUCAAAUUUUUGAGGUCCAAUAAAAAGCCCUUUAGUAUCGGCUUCUUCAAAAAGGAAACAUUUUAUUAGGGAUAAACUGAGGCAAAUAUUCAUUGGAGACAGCAGCACUCAGCUGCGCAUUAAGAAGCUGUGGCUCUGAUGAAAUGUCAUAGUGUUAAUUUGGCCUGCUGGUUUUUUUUUGAAACAAGCAUUUUAUGCUUUCUGCUUCACAAGUGACUUAAAAAAUGUUCUUUUAUUUUUUCAUUAGCAAAGAGGGCAAUAGAGAUGUUCGUUUCUUAGCCUCAUUUCAUUCCAAGCUGUGAUCUUGCUUGACCAUCCGUAAGUGUGUGAUAGGUCUUAAAGCAGGGGUCCCCAACUCACAGGCCAUGGCCUUGAGCUGUUCAGAACUGGACCAUGGAAAUGGUGGGUAAGCGCAUGUGCAUGCACACAUCCCCACUUGAACAAGCAGCGGGCUGGUUCACCAUGAUCAUCCCUGUACGAUGCUUCACUUGCGGCAAAGUUGUGGGGAACAAAUGGGAAGCAUACCUGGGCCUCUUGCAGGCCGAAUACACAGAAGGAGAUGCGUUGGACGCUCUUGGUCUGAAGCGCUACUGUUGUCGUCGGAUGCUUCUAUCCCACGUGGAUUUGAUUGAGAAGCUGCUGAACUAUGCGCCCUUGGAGAAGUAGCAUUAGUGAAUCUAAACCAUGCCCAAUGGAAAUGGGCUAUAAACAUGUGCACCCCUUAGCUUGUGCUAAAAUGGACACCACCUACCAGAUGGCUAACAUCAGCAGUAGAAAAAGUUCACUUCAGUGAUGCGUAAUAAAAAAAUACUAUGUGCGUGAAA